GCCUCGGUUGAUGUUUUACAGGACUGAGUUAACACAGACGAGAAUAAGGCCAAUAUAUACUGUACAAAUCAGCAAACAAGUUAAAGGCGGUCUUUAAAUGGUCUUCCUCCAGUCCUUAAAUCGACCAAAAUGAUAUAAUAAAUUGGUAAACAGUAUAAGCAGGUGUCAAGUGACCCAAAGAUUCCCUUUAAAGCUCAACAGACAAUUUAAUGGACAGUGUUAAUGCUAAAGUAGGAAGUGGUGACUCGGUACCUGCCCUCAAAAGAUACUGUCCUGCAGAAAAUAUGGUCGCCCAGGUGGCAGAAUAGUAGGCGGGCGGUAGACGAGGGGUAGGCAGAAUAGAGAAUACUUUUCUAUAUAACAAUCGUUUCCUGACCUCAAUUAUUUCCUUCUUUCUCCCUACAAACGCGUUGUAGACCACUUGGCAUUUACGUUUCUGCGAAAGUCAAUAUUGCACUACAACGCACAAUCAUUAAGACAUUGCCUUUAACAUACGACACAACAAACCCCAACUCUUAAACAUACUUGUCGUAUCAACCUAAUAAUUCAUUUCCCGCACUCACGAUGCACUCAUUCAUAAGUCGCAUCUCUGUUGAUGGCGCCUUAACAAGCGUCUCACAGUACGAGUUCGCCAGUUCGGCGAAUUUUGUGCUGUCGCCUACCGCGUCGAAGAACGAUUGGGCUCAGUUCUUCGGCCAAAAGGUCGACAGUAUCUGGCUGUACGCCACCCCCUCUCCUGACAUCGAACACUCGGUGCCUAACGGAUGGAAAAUCGCCCUCGAACUUAAGAGUACCAAGAUGGUCACUCUUGAGCUUUACAACACCGAGGAACCGAACGGCGCGAUCUUCCUAGUCCGUUCUUUCAGCGACAAGCACGACGCCGCGCCCCUGAGCGACUGGAAGGCGCUCAUUACCGACAGCAUCUGCCAUGCUGGUCGCCGCGUCAACGACGGCACAACCUUGCAGGAUAUUAUCCUCAAGGUCCAAGCUGCAGGCUUGCUUCAGUACAAGCUGAAGCUCGGCCGUGGUAUGUCAACCCGCCUUACCCUUGCCCCACAUUAUCUAGUCACUAAUAUACGAUAUAACAGGUCAGCGCUACUGGAUGACCGCGGUUCUAUCCACCAUCGGAGGCUUCAUCUUUGAGCCCGUGACCUCAAUUCCUCUCGUCAGAGAAGCUGACGAGCUGAUGCGCCGCUGCUGGAUUCGGCUUGCGCAUCACACCAAGAGGUACGGUUUUCGGGACGAAGUUGACAAUCGUCUCAAUAUCGCCAAGGGCAAUUGGGAGCAGGCCCCAGCCGGACAAAAUAUCUAAUCGCAUCUUCCGGUUUGGAGUAUUGGGAUAGCCUUGGGGCAUUGGGACACGUUUGGGGCAUCGGUAUAGGCGACCAGAUACAUUUGGGCUUGAUUAGAAUGAAUCGCCGUUUUCGUUAAAUGAUAUACACAUUGCUAUUGCGAAUCUUCUUGAACCGGUCGUAGAUAGAGUGAAUGAGUGUAGUGUCUUCUCUGCAAUACGGUUGGUCCAUAAGAAAAUGCUAGCUCUCAGCAACAGGAAGAGGAUUCGUAUCUUUCAAAUUGUAUAGAGCGGAGAUGUUGUGUGAUCGCCG
Molecule: messenger RNA, 1604 nt
Organism: Annulohypoxylon maeteangense
Lineage: Eukaryota; Fungi; Ascomycota; Sordariomycetes; Xylariales; Hypoxylaceae
Exons: 1
Coding region: 565-1143 (192 amino acids)
Source: RefSeq, a predicted model, not a curated record